UUUUGGGCAAAAAAUUCACACCUCCAUUUUCAAGACGAGCUAGGAUUGUUCGUUAAUUUGGUGAAUUCGUGAAAAGCAAUUGCGCUGGAGGAAGAAUUAUUUGUCAUCAAGAGGAAAAUGGGUAAACGUAAUGCUCCACUUCCAAAGGAGAAAAAAACAGAGGAAGACGUUGUUAAGGGAAAGGGCGUGUCUACAAGGGCAGGAGCACGAACGAGAACAACUGCAUGUGGACUAAAGGCAGUGGAAGGUUCUUCCAGUGGAAAGAAGAGAAAAGUCUAUGAUGCGGAGACUAGUGGAGAGGAGGAGCCACGUACAGAGAGCAACGAUGACGAGGACGUCUUGAGUGUAGGUGCUCAGGUGAAGAAAUCGGAGACUGUUGUGUCCACCAGGCUGAGGAAAGGCAUGCAUGAGAAUGAUAGGAUUGAGGUGUUUUCAAAGUUGUUGUCACUGUUGGAUGACAGUCGAAGGGAUUUAGUUAGAAAAAUGGGGUUUGGAGCCCUCCUCACCGUGAAACUGCGCAAACUGUCCCCGGAAUUUGCCUACUGGUUAGUGACCAGGGUAGAUGGUGCUAAUGGGGUGUUUUAUGGUGGGGGCGAUAUGGAAUUCAGCCUGGAUCCCAUCCAAUUUAACUGCGUUUUUGGGCUGCCUAUGGGUACUCAGCAUGUACCAUCUCUUAAUGGCAACCUAGACACACGCCAUAGGAAUAUAGCAGACCAUAUUGUUCAGAUGUAUGGGGAAAGUGGUGGGGUUUCUGUUCAGAAAGCUUGGGAAUUUGCAGUUGGGAUGAGGGAUGGACAGGGUAAGGCGGUGGGUACUAUUGUCCCAAUUGUAACAAGAGAGGAGGAAUUUGAAUUUAGAAUAGCCUUUAUGAUUGUUAUACUGGAGCUGGUGUUGUGCCCAAGCACAGACGGGUUUACCUUGGCGGGAAGGUUGUUACCUGCCGCAUCGGUAGCACCGGAGUCAAAUUCAUAUGAUUGGUGCACGUUCUUUUUAGAGUGGCUAAAGAUAUGGUGCAAAAUGUUUGCACAUCAGUUUGAUCAGCAUGGAGUUGUUUCUGGAUUGGGGGGCUGCAGCCUAUUUUUGACGGUGUUCUACCUGGACCACCUGAAUGUUGUUCCUAGGCAAUGGUGUGUUAUGCCGAGGGUGGCUGUGUGGUCCCAAUCUGAUGUCGAUGCCCUGAUAGAGGCAGACAAGAAAGCUGGAGGUGACUAUGGAAGAACUCAGUCUGUUGAUGUUGCUUACGGCGAGAGACACCAUCCUCGAUUGCCAAGAGAUAUGCGGGGUUCCUACAUUGCAAAAGAGGUUCUGAAUGUUUUAACAAGCCGAUUUGAGAGAAUCGAGGAGCAAAUGCACAACCAAGGAGAGGUUUUAAGAAGUAUGAAACUUGAUUUGUCAAGAAUAGUAGGGGUGAGGGAACAAGAUAGUGGGUUGAAGGACACUUAAAGUGGAGGUACAAGUGGUGGUAGUGUGGGUGGUGUGGCUGUUUGCCCUGCUCUCGGAGGUACGCAGACAAUGAGGCCGACCACAAUUCCUACGGCCACUGCACAGCAGUUUGGAGUUCCGUCGCCGGUGGGUUUUGCACCGGCCUUUGGUUCAGCUCGGGGUUUUGGCACCCGAGGCUUUGGGUUCCCUCCUCCUUCCACUUCAGUCUCUCCAGUUUUGGUGAGUGAUCCUAUAACCCCUGGUCCUUCUUCUGCGGUUUCCUCAGAUGUUCUUGGAUUUAUGGCUCCCUCUUCCUCUGAUUGUUCUGUCCCUACGAAAUCUAUGACCACGCUACAAACUGAAGUACAAUCUCCUGCUCAGAAGCCGGUAAUCACCACUGAAAUUUUAAAGGGAGUUUCACCUCUUAGGAGCUCCCGGAAGAGUCGUACUGAUAUGGAGAAGGAAUUGGUUGCUUUCAUCAAGGAGUGCCAGGGAAAUAGCAAGGAUGAAGGACCAGAGUUGAUUGAGUUCGAUGGUUUAUGUCUAAGCAAAUAUCAGAUGUAUUGAAUGGUAGCAAUGGAUGAGUAUGCGGGGAUAGAAUACGUCAAAGUGGCUAGUAAGAUGUAUACUAGCAGGUGGAAGGCAGAAUUGGGUGCCGGUAGAGGACGAAGUGUAAUGCUUGAACCUGGUUUCGGGGUUAAGGUACAAACAAACGAACCCCCUCAGUCUCUUGUAGCCCCAUUCGGUGCCCCCUUUGAAAACCUCGUCAUUCGGGAAAUGUUUGUGGUUGUAGUACCCGUGUUGCACAUGUACUUCACACUUCCACCGCACACACGUUGGUAUUGUGUUGCAUUAUCCAUGAAGGAUAAGCGGAUUUGGGUCCUUGAUCCUACAUCAGACGAGCCUUUGUCUGAGCACGGUCGUCUGA
Messenger RNA from Spinacia oleracea (spinach), 2350 nucleotides. RefSeq lists its product as uncharacterized. The transcript has 11 exons. The record is from RefSeq and is a predicted model, not a curated record. The coding region runs from base 118 to 1443 and encodes 441 amino acids. NCBI's taxonomy places the organism in Eukaryota, Viridiplantae, Streptophyta, Magnoliopsida, Caryophyllales, Amaranthaceae.